AUGACAUGGUCAUCACAACUUGAAUCAUUAUGCUAUAUUGUAAUUGCAUUAACCGGUCUGGUUGGUAAUACAACAACAAUUAUUAUUUUCUCUCAACGACGUUUACGAUCAUUACGUUCAUCAUUUUUUCUUACUUGUCUCGCAAUAACUGAUCUUAUAUUUAUACUGAUACUUGUUAUAGUUUUUCUUCAUCGAUUAAAUGUCCCAGUUAUGACUACACCUGUUUGUAUGCUAACUAUUUAUUUAAGUCAUAUAGCAUCUUUUUUAUCAUCAAAUUUCACACUGGCCUAUACUCUACAUCGUCUUAUCGCUGUAUUUUUUCCAAUAAAAGCAACAACAUUUUUAAAACAACGCACAAAUCGUAUAGUAGCAUUUGCAUUAUUCAUAUUUGCAUGUUCAUUUUAUUCAUUAUCAUUUCCUGUAACAACAACUAAACUUGUUUCAAAUACAACCAAUGUUGUCGAUUGUGAAGAAGAUCGAGGCAAACCAUUGUUAUUUCCAUUUCUUGUUUUGGAUACAUUAUUUACGUUUAUUAUCCCAUUUUCAUGCAUAGCCUGUAUGAAUCUAGCUAUUGUUUAUAAACUUCAUUCGAAUUUUUCAUUAAAACAAUCUAUGCCAAUAUCAAAUGCAUCAACGCCUGCUUUAUGUCCAUCAGCAAAAGCAUCAACUAAUUCAUCAUGUCAGUCACAAACAGAAGCAAUGGAAUUACAAAAAUUGAAUAACAAUAACAAUAAUGCUACUAAAACUAAUAGUCAAAGUAGUAAUGCCAAUUAUACUACUCAAAGUAAAAUAAAUCAUCAUCGUUUACGACAACAAAAUCAUUUAUUUAUAUGUGAUCGUCCUAUGGAAAGACGUAAAAGGUCAAGAAAUAGUGGAUCAUUAACGUCUAUUACAUCAACACGAAACGUAUCAUUAUAUCACAAGAAUACUUCAAUUCGAAUAAGUUCAACUCAAUGUCGAGCGACAGCAUCAGCUAAAACAACUAAAAUGCUGUUAGCUGCUUCAACUGUAUUUCUAGUUUUCAAUUUACCUUAUCAUUCAUUAUUAUUCUGUUUUCUAUUUACUCGAGAACAACCAUCGUGGAUGGCUCAUGCCGUAAAUAUCGCUCGUCUUUGGUUUUUUGCAUCAUUUUGUGUAAAUUUUUUCGUCUACGUCAUUUGUGGUCAACGUUUUCGUAGGGAAGUUGUUCGUCUAUUUAGUUGUACAAUUCUUCGACGAUACUUUACAUCGCAUAGUCAAGCAAAAACUCAAGAACGUCAAAAUAGCAUUUGUUUAGGUCAUCGCUUAUUCAGAGCAGAAUCACCACAUGCAUCGCAUUCAAACUAA
Messenger RNA from Rotaria socialis, 1326 nucleotides. The record is from the annotation of a GenBank genome assembly. NCBI's taxonomy places the organism in Eukaryota, Metazoa, Rotifera, Eurotatoria, Philodinida, Philodinidae.